AUGUUAAAACGAAAGAGACCCGACGGCAGACCGCCGGCGAAGGGCAGCAACGGCGCAAACAAAAGCCACAUUCGCAACAAACCACCUCCCUCCGUUGCCGCGGCCGCCUCAAAACCCCAACCCGAAAAGGCCGUCAGCGCCUUUGAGGCUAGCUACACCGAUGUCCUGCGCAUGCUGAAAAAGGCUCGUGGCUUCGAGCGCCAGCGCCUGGUCCGGCGCAUCACCGAGGAGAAGAUGCAGUCCAAGGCGGGGAAGAAGAGCAAGGGCAAGAAAACCAAAAAGUCCGCAGCGGCCAACGUCAACGGUGACGACGACGGCGACACGGACCAACGCAGCGAGAGGCUGCAGCGCCUUGAGCGCGAGGUCGAGGUCCUGAAAACCCUCGACUACGAAGUCACGGCGCGCGUACACCUGGCCAAUGCCAUGCUGCGCACACGCGGCUUGGCCGACGCUCCCGGCCCGCUGGGCGCGCACCUCCAGCUCGCGUCCGAGGUGCUGUCGCAGCGCACCAAGGCGUACCGAACGGACGACAUUCACAACGUGACGAGUGCACUGUACAACAGGCCAUUUGUGCGGGAUGCGGUUGCCAAGGCGGUGGCGGGGAUGUGCCAGUUGCUGGGGCUGCCGCCACCGGAGAAGAAUGUAUCGCGUGUUCGGAAGCAGAGCAAGGAGGAGGAGGAGGAGGAAGAGAAAGACGGCGUGGACGAUGACACGCGGCGACAUACACAAGCCAAUACACCAAAAGACAAGACAAUAGCUUGGAGAAGCGAAAACAGCGAGGACGAAGAGGCUGACGACGCCAAUGACGAAGAUACGGAAGACAAUAUGGAGUAUAAUGAGGCGGACGACAAGGCUAUUGAGCGCGAGCUGGCCAAGUUCGAGUCUAGGCUCGGUAGCGACGAGGACGAUGACGAGGAUGAAAACGACGAAAAUGACAGCGAAGACGACGGUCUUGGCAGCGGGUCGGACGAUGACAGUGACGGGGACCUUGACGACGACGUUGUCGUGGCCAAGCUUCGCGCAAAGUACGCGGCGGCCGUGGCCAAGGGUCUCUGGCAGGACGACGACAGGGACCGCGACGAUUUCAGUGGCGAAGACAGUGAUGGCGCGGACUUUGAAGAAGAGGAAGAGGAACAAGGAGAAGAAGGAGAAGAAGAAGAGGAGUUUGGCGGAUUCUCUGAUGACAACCAGGUGGACGACGAAAGUGAGAGCGAAAGCGACGAAGACCUCCGGCCACGGAAACGAAAAGCAACGUCCGCCACAACAUCCGACGGCACCUCCCACUUCCUGCCCUCGCUCAUGGGCGGUUACGUCUCCGACGGCGGUGACGACGCGGAUGGCGUGGCCGACGACGAAGAGGCGACGGCCCGUAUGCUCGGUGGCCCCCGCAAGAACCGGCGCGGACAGCGCGCGCGGCAGGCCAUCUGGGAGAAGAAAUACAAACAGCUCGCAAAACACGUGCUGGAGCAGGAGAAGAAGGGCAAGGAUGCUGGCGGCAAAGACAAAAAGGCCAACAAAAACGGCAAGCAAAAGGACAGCGGCGGCGGCUGGGACGCCAAGCGCGGUGCCGUGGACGCCAGCGACAAGCCACGCUGGCUGCGGCGCAAGAUGGGCUUGCUGGGCCGUGUUGGUCCGGUUGGUGGCGGUGGCAAGGGUGCAGGCAGCAACGCCACGCCGCCUGCCGGUGCCAAGAAGGAAAACCCGAAUGCCAAUGCCCAGGUAUCGGGCACUCUGCAUCCCAGUUGGGAGGCGGCACGCAAGGCCAAGGACAAGGCACAGACAGCAGCGUUUGAGGGCAAGAAGAUUGUGUUUGAUUGA
Molecule: messenger RNA, 1818 nt
Organism: Sporothrix brasiliensis 5110
Lineage: Eukaryota; Fungi; Ascomycota; Sordariomycetes; Ophiostomatales; Ophiostomataceae
Exons: 1
Coding region: 1-1818 (605 amino acids)
Biological process (GO): maturation of SSU-rRNA
Cellular component (GO): nucleus; 90S preribosome
Source: RefSeq, a predicted model, not a curated record